AUGGAACCUCCCAGCAAACGCAGAAGACUCUCCGAGGAUGGUAGCAAAACAGACAGUGGUAGUGAUGGGGAAGCGGUCCCUCCAAUCACCUCAAAACCCGUCAAUUUCACCUCUCGAAUCCAGCCGAAAAAAGUUCUCGACAAGUCCAGCAAACCCCAACCAGAGGAACUCCCACAUCAAGACCUAUCUUCCCUCCCAAACACAAUCCAGGAAACGAUUGAUACAAAAUCCACAUUCGCAUCCAUCGGAACGGAUCCAUGGCUCAUUGCGAGUCUUUCCAACAUGGCCAUUAAAUUUCCAACCAGAAUUCAAUCCGCCACCAUCCCUCGCAUCUUAUCAGGGCAGGAUUGUAUAGGUGGGAGUCGUACGGGAUCUGGAAAAACUGUCGCAUUUGCUCUGCCCAUCCUCCAACAAUGGGCACGUCAACCUAGUGGGAUAUUCGCUCUGGUCAUGACGCCUACCCGUGAACUGGCUCUUCAAAUCUACGAACAAAUUCAAGCAAUUGGCGCCAGUCAGAGCAUCAAAUGUCUUCUCGUAACUGGUGGAGCAGACAUGCGUUCACAAGCUCUGGAACUAGCGAGAAGACCACACAUUGUCAUUGCCACACCUGGUCGCUUGGCAGAUCACAUUCAAAGUUCGGGAGAAGACACAUUCCGUGGAUUGAAGAAAUGCAAAUUUGUCGUCCUCGAUGAAGCAGACCGAUUGCUUGCUAGUGGGAAAGGAAGCAUGCUACCUGAUGUCGAGACCUGUCUUGCUGUCCUACCUCCGGCCGCACAGCGACAGACCUGCCUCUUCACCGCCACCGUGACACCCGAAGUUCGAGCGUUGAAAGAGACACCUCGCGAACCAUCCCGCAAACCAGUCUUCGUCUGUGAAGUUGACAUUGACUCCCUGGCCAUUCCGGACAWGCUGAAACAAACCUACCAACUAGUCAACGUCCUCCACAAAGAAAAGUUUCUGCACGUCCUCCUCUCCACUCCCGCCAACCUCACCAAAACUACAAUCAUCUUCGCAAACCGUACCGACACUGCAAAUCUUCUAGAAUACAUGCUACGACUUCUCGAACAUCGAGUCACAGCCCUGCAUUCGCAACUUCACCACGACCAGCGCAUCUCCAACCUCGCUCGGUUCCGUGCCGGCGCAGCACGUAUACUGGUAGCCACAGACGUCGCAUCUCGUGGAUUGGAUAUCCCAGACGUGGGACUGGUGAUCAACUAUGACCUUCCUCGCAAUCCCGACGACUAUAUUCAUCGGGUAGGACGAACGGCGAGAGCAGGAAGGGAAGGCUUGGCAAUCAGUUUAGUGGGACAAAGAGAUGUCGAACUCGUCAAAGCGAUUGAGGAGAGAGUAGGAAGGGAAAUGGAGGAGUUCGUAGAAGAAGGCGUCGCCGUUGAGGGCAGAGUCAUUCGCGAUGCUUUGAAUGUCGUGGGAGAUCGAAAGAGAGAGGCAAUGAUGGCUAUUGAGGAAGGAAGAGAUGUCAAGGGAAACCGAGUGAGAAGAAUGGAGAGGGCGGAUGGUGGGAAGAAGAGAGCCAGAUGA
Messenger RNA from Ramularia collo-cygni, 1539 nucleotides. Its product is annotated as probable ATP-dependent RNA helicase DBP8. Gene Ontology annotation, molecular function: nucleic acid binding; RNA helicase activity; ATP binding. The record is from RefSeq and is a predicted model, not a curated record. NCBI's taxonomy places the organism in Eukaryota, Fungi, Ascomycota, Dothideomycetes, Mycosphaerellales, Mycosphaerellaceae. The transcript has a single exon. Bases 1 to 1539 code for a protein of 512 amino acids.